Ornithorhynchus anatinus (platypus) is the source of this 2997-nucleotide messenger RNA. RefSeq names its product leucine rich repeat containing 32 (gene LRRC32). NCBI's taxonomy places the organism in Eukaryota, Metazoa, Chordata, Mammalia, Monotremata, Ornithorhynchidae. Gene Ontology annotation, molecular function: protein binding. The coding region runs from base 267 to 2471 and encodes 734 amino acids. The transcript is spliced from 3 exons. The record is from RefSeq and is a predicted model, not a curated record.
UGGUCUGCUCUGGGGCCGGGGGAGGCUGUGGGGAGGUUUUCAUUAAGUUUUUCCUCUUCCCCCCGGAUUGGGCUCUUCUCCCUCUCCCGAGCUGAGCUCGCCUCGCCAGCUGGCCUGCGUCUACGCUCCCACGGCCCCAGACUCGCCCCCCUCCCGGACCCGGCCAGAGCAGGAGCAGGAGCAGGAGGAAGAGGAGAAGGAGGAGGAGGAGGAGGAGGAAAAAAGGGAGGCGGGAGUUGGCCGAAGCUCGGGAGGCCAUCAGAGCCAUGAACCUCUGCCUCCUGUUAGUCCUGCUCGCGGCCGAGGGAGGAAUCUGCACCUUCCGGCCCCUGGAGGAGUCUCCCUGUGACAUGGGGUCUGGAGCGGGUGCCCGCCACCCUCCACCCAGACGUGCGCAAGAUGGACCUGUCGGGCAACCGCCUCCGCGGCCUGACGGAGCAGCCCCUCGCCUUCUACGCGGCGCUCCGCCACCUGGACGUCAGCGCCAACCAGAUCAGCUCCAUCGAGGCCGGGCUCUUCGCCCGCCUGCCCCAGCUGACCCACCUGAACCUGGCCCGCAACCGGCUGGACCGCCUGGCCCCUCCCGGCCCCGCCGGGCUGGGCCUCCUGCCGCGGGUGGCCUCGCUGGACCUGUCGGCCAACCGCCUGUUCGACGGCCUGGCCGAGGCCUUCCUGCGCGACGCCCCGGCGCUGCGCUCCCUGUCCCUGGCCGAGAACAGCCUCACCCGGCUCUCGGCGCCCAUGUUCCGCGGCUGCCCGGCCCUGGAGGACCUGGACCUGCACAGCAACGUGGUCCUGGACAUCGAGGACGGCGCGCUGGACGGGCUGCGGCACCUCUCGGUCCUCAACCUCUCCACCAACUCCAUCGCCUGCAUCUCCGACUUCAGCCUCCGGCCGCUGCGGCGCCUGGACCUGAGCCGCAACAGCAUCGAGAGCUUCCAGGCGGCCGAAGGCCCCGACCCCGGCCCCGACGCCGGCGAGUUCCGGCUCAGCUGGCUGGACCUGCGGGAGAACCGGCUCCUGCGCUUCCCGCGGCUUCCCCAGGCCAACCAGCUGGCCUACCUGAACCUGGCCAACAACCUCAUCCGCCUGGGCCCGGCCGACGGCGGGGCCGGCGACCGGCCGGCGGACCCGGACGCCGGCCGGUCGGCGCUGGGCCGGCUCCAGCACCUGGAUCUGAGCUCCAACGAGAUCGAGGCGGUGCCCGGCGGCUUCCUGGAGCCCCUGGCGUCCCUGCGGGUGCUGAACCUGAGCCGCAACUGCCUGCGGGCCUUCUCGGGGCCGCGGGGCCGCGGGCUGGCCGCCCUGGAGGUGCUGGACCUCAGCCACAACGUCCUGCGCCGCUUCAGCGCCGGGGCCCGCGGCCUGGCCCGCCUGCGCCAGCUGCACCUGCAGCGCAACGCGCUGGAGGCCCUGCCGCCGGCCGCCUUCGGGGGCCUGGCCGCCGUCCGGCUGGUCAACCUGAGGGGCAACAACGUCAGCGUGUGCGAGGCCGGGCCGGAGGCCGGGCCCGGGCCGGGCGGCUGCGUCGCCUUGUCCGGCCUGGCCACCCUCCGCCACCUGGACCUGGCGGAGAACGCGCUGCGCCGCCUCCCCGACGGGGCGUUCCGGGGCUCGCCGCUGGCCGCCCUCGAUCUGUCCGGCAACCCGGGGCUGCGGCUCGGGGCGCGGGCCCUGGAGGGGCUGGAGCCGUCGCUGCGCGUCCUGCACCUGCAGGGCAACGCGCUGCCGGCCCUGGCCGUCCCCCUGCCCCUCUUCCCGCACCUGGAGCGCCUGACCCUGGCCCAGAACCGCCUGAGCUGGCUGCCCCGCUGGACGCCCGGCGGCUCCUUGCGGGUGCUGGACCUGCAGAACAACAGCUUCAGCCACCUCCAGGCCAGCGACGUCUCGGCCCUGGCCCGGACCCUGCGGAGCCUCUACCUGUCCGGGAACCCGCUGAGCUGCUGCGGGAACGCCUGGCUGUCCGCUCUGGUGCGCGGGGACAGCGCGCUCCUCCCGGACCCCGACCGCCUGACCUGCCGCUUCCCGCCGGUGCCCGGAGGCCGGGAGGAGGUGCGGGUGCGCCAGCUGCGGCCCGAGGACUGCCAGGAGGGCCAUGCGGGGCCCGCCACCUGGUUGCUCCUGCUGGCUCUGGCGCUGCUGCUGCUGACGCUGCUCCUGGCCGGACUGGCCUCCUUCUCCUGCGCCCGGCGCUACAGGCUCAGGAGGCGGCAGCUCAAAGCCUGAGGGCCGUCCGGGGGCGAGGCCCGGGCCCCUCCCGCUCCCCGGGCGCCCCCCGCCCCCAACGAGGUCGACGCUCGGGAGGACCCCGCCGGACUCGAGGAGCCGGACACCUCGGGGCUCUCGCCCGGCGCCCCGCUCCGGUCCUCUCCGGGUCGACGGCCUUUACCGAGAAGCAGCGUGGACUGGUGGCGAGAGCACGGGCUUGGAGGUCGGAGGGCGUGGACGGUCUGACCUCGGCUGCUGUGUGACCUCGGGCGACUCGCUUCGCUCCUCCGGGCCUCAGUUCCCUCGGCCGGAGGUGAAGGCCGUGAGCCCCAGGCGGGACAACCUCACCGCCUCGCAUCUACCCCGGCGCUCAGAACGGUGUCCGGCACAAGGCGAGCGCUUCGCAGAUACCGGGGUUAUUACGGAUGAGCGCUGUAAUGGACGCCCGGCGCCGUACGAGGGGCUGGGGAGAGUACGAUGGGGGUCCGGAGGCGGCGCAGACCGGCUCCCACCGACACCGGGCCGCGGCCUGGGCCCAGCUGGGCUCGGGAAGACCCGGUCGUCGGGGCGUCGAGUGGCCCGGGGUGAGGGUGGGGUUGGAUUGGGGUGGGGGGAGCGGCAGUCCGAACCUGGAAACGCACGGAAAGAGUCAAAAGGGCAGCACCCCUGCCCUCGGGGAGCGGACCGUCCACUGGGAAAGCCAAGCCGGUCAAACGGACGGAGCCGGCCUGGUUAGAAGGGGGCGGGAGAGAAGACAGAAACGGUAAAAGGCGGUGGCGGAACAACAGA